GACGGUUUGAACUAGGCUCCGGUCCAACACCACUGGAGUAUACCACGGGUUUGUUAAACUACUGACACCGUAAAUUACAAGGCUUGCAAGGCUGGGAGGUGGAGGAGCUUUACAGUUGCAGAGGGAGCACCGCAGCAGUCAUGGCCAUGGAUGCGAGCUACGGUGAAGAAUUCGCUGUGGGUUGCCUCAUCGCCGUUAAAACCGCAUUGGGAGACGAGUUCGAGGGCCAAAUCAUCACCUUUGACAGACUUUCCAACAUUCUAGUCCUUCAAGAAGGCUCGAAAACGGGUCCUUGUCGAAAUAUUCGACUUUUGCAGGCCAACUAUAUAAAAGAAUUCACCAUACUGGGUCAAGCUGAGGAUCCUCUUGAUCCCAAGAAAUGUCACCUUGAUCUUGCUAGUCUUCAAGCUAGGGAGGAUGCUGCUAUAAGGCAAGCAGAGAUGGAGGCUGAGAGAAUUGGGGUUGGGGUUACAAGCGAGGCUCAGAGAAUCUUUGAUGCAUUGUCUAAGACGCUUCCAGUUCACUGGGACAAGACUGUCAUUGUGGUGAUGAAUGAAGUCCGUGUUUGUAGUCCAUAUCUUCCUGAAAAUGUAGCUGGUGGAACCCCUGCUGCCAAUGAGAGGGUGAAGAAAGUGGUAAUGCAUAUUGAUAAGUUUGAGAGGAAGAGGUUGCAAGCUCGUGGACCAAGCUAGUGAUAGAUUGUCAGUUCCAUCAUGUAGCUGCUGGGGGGGGGGGGAGACACCAUAUGCUAAUACCCAUUUAGUGCAAUCAUUGGUGCAUUGAGGUAUGUCCCAUGGUGGCUGGCUGUUUAGCUUGUAAACAGGUUCUGUUCGAGGACGGCAAAGACACCAGAAGAGUGACUUCUAUUCACACGCUAUUUAACUUUGUACUUUAUACAGGUCAAGUAAAUGUGAAAGUUAACAUUUGAAGUUGAAUUUUGAAGCCCUUUCUUAUUGGAGUUUGUUUUA
This is a messenger RNA of Macadamia integrifolia, 968 nucleotides long. Its product is annotated as protein LSM12 homolog. The transcript is spliced from 5 exons. Bases 141 to 692 code for a protein of 183 amino acids. The record is from RefSeq and is a predicted model, not a curated record. Lineage: Eukaryota; Viridiplantae; Streptophyta; Magnoliopsida; Proteales; Proteaceae.